Xyrauchen texanus (razorback sucker) is the source of this 929-nucleotide messenger RNA. Its product is annotated as peroxiredoxin-6-like. Gene Ontology annotation, biological process: cell redox homeostasis. The record is from RefSeq and is a predicted model, not a curated record. Lineage: Eukaryota; Metazoa; Chordata; Actinopteri; Cypriniformes; Catostomidae. Gene Ontology annotation, molecular function: oxidoreductase activity; antioxidant activity. Gene Ontology annotation, cellular component: cytosol; mitochondrion. Bases 51 to 929 code for a protein of 292 amino acids. The transcript is spliced from 3 exons.
CAUAAGUUUAUCUUCCAUGGUUACAUGUGGCAACAAGAUUGACUGCAGACAUGCCAGGAAUUCUGUUGGGAGACGUGUUCCCUGACUUUGAAGCAGAGACUACGAUCGGGAAGAUCAAAUUUCAUGAAUUCUUGGGAAAUUCAUGGGGUAUCUUGUUCUCACAUCCACGUGACUUCACUCCAGUAUGUACGACUGAAUUAGCCCGUGCUGCAAAGCUGAGUGACGAGUUUAAGAAACGUGAUGUGAAGAUGAUCGCACUGUCCAUUGACAGUGUGGAGGACCACCACAAAUGGAGUCAGGACAUUAUGGCAUUCAACCAAGACAAAGCAUGCGGUCUAUUGCCAUACCCUAUCAUAGCAGAUGACAAGAGGGAGUUAUCUGUCUUAUUGGGAAUGCUGGACCCUGAUGAGAAGGACAAAUUAGGGAUGCCCCUCACUGCUCGCUGUGUGUUUGUUAUUGGUCCUGAUAAGAGGCUGAAGCUGUCUAUUCCCUCCUCGCGAAGUCUUGUUAGCCCCGGCCACAUUUCUGAGCGUUCUACCCGUUUUCUUGUUUAUCUCGUGUACCAGUCUAGCCUGUUUCUCCCGACCUCGAUAGUUUGCCGCCUGCCUAGUUUACUCUGCCUGUUCUCCGCCCACGAUCGUUCGCUGCCUGCCCUGACCCACUGCCUGUUCUUGUUACGAGCCUGCCCGUCCUCCUCUCACUGUGUGUGUCUGCGGACUCCGUCUGCUCGUCCCGAGUUGACACCUCCCCUUAAACCGCACAUGGAUCCCAACCAGCCCGAGUCCUCGUCACAGCAAAACUUCUUCGCCACUAUACUACUCAAUCACUGGUGCCAUGAGGAGAACGCCAGCUCCAUUACCUGGACAACAGCUCAUUUGGGCUUGGACAAUCCGCUUAUUAUGGAGGUGCUAAGCCAGAUUUUAGUUUAA